Molecule: messenger RNA, 1072 nt
Organism: Moneuplotes crassus
Lineage: Eukaryota; Ciliophora; Spirotrichea; Euplotida; Euplotidae
Source: the annotation of a GenBank genome assembly
UUUGAAAAUCAAAAUUUCUAUAGAAUCAUGAGUGUUUUAUUCCAACAGGAUUACACUGCUUUAGUAGAAUAUUGAUGAGAAGACCUUGUAGAAGGCGAGCAUGGAACAUCUGCUCAAGAGCCGAUCAAAUUACCCAUCUUGUUUAGUAAUUUCAACAACGUUCCUGUACCCACUCUGUUAGACCCGAUAGAUACAGGACUUAAGAAGGAUGCUGUAUAUAACGGGUGUGCUAACCGGCAGCUGGGAAAACCUAAAAUAGAAAAAUUUUACAGAAUAAUCCCAGAUUCAGAAGCAUCAAAUCAAGAAAAGUCUAUCUUUCUUGCUAAAACAACUGUCCUUUCCAAAUCCGUAACUGAGAUAAGGCGAAUUUCUUUGUCAGAAAUCGACAAAAUGUCCAAUCAAACAGAAAGAGAGUUCUGAAGAACAUUUAGAGAUAAACACACUUAUCGGACAAAUGAAGAUUCGAAAGAGAUGAAUGAUGCAUCUAAGAAUGAAGAAAUUCUUACCAAAGCUUUGAAGCCAAUCGGGACUGUAAUUUCAAAUAAAUCAAGCGACCUCCAUUUUCAGAUGGAUAAGCCUCUUGAUGAGAAUAUUGAGAUUCUCAAGGACUAUGAGUAUUCAAUUAGUUAUCUCCCUAGCAAGGGCCCUCGAAGAAGGAGAAGGAUUCUUCAUUGCAAACAUAAUCAUUGCAAAAAAUCUUUUUACAAAACGUGGAACUUUAUUGACCACGCUAGGAUGCAUUUGGGCAUAAAGCCUUACUCGUGAGACCUCUGAGACGCUAAGUUUACUCAAAAGGGGAACCUCCUGAAGCACAUAGCACGCCACGAUAAUUAGAGAACCAUAAAAAUAUUAUAUCUAACCAUUGUGAAUUUCUUAAAUUUUAUAAACAAACAGACCUCAGGAAGAAUUUCUGGUCGUAAGGAACAACUGCUCUACUUCAGCAUCACCAGAUUAUUGAAGCAAAAAUUUGAAAGAGGAUAUAUGACAAGAUAUUCCCCUCUUCCCCUACUACCUGAGUUUGUCCACACCGAUCAGAAAUUAAAAUAAAGAAUGAUCGACAGUGUUCAACCUG